AUGGGAUCCAACAAUAAUCACUUGUUCGAGCUUCCCGUUAAUGAAGACCACAAUACUCGCCCUACAGGAUACGAGUGCAAGAAUACUCACUUUCCUCCACCACCACCAUAUUCCGCCAACAGUACAUCGACCCAAGAACAAUCCACAGAGAUGCAAAUAAACCGCAAGUCGGGUUUUGCCAAUCGUCUUCACGUCCUCAGUGCCAAGAUUGCUGGUCCCGUGAAUGACUUCGCGAACAAGCUCGGAUGCGAGGCAUUCAUGCCUACCACUCUAGACAAAGAGUGCGACAAAGCAUCACGCAUACUAACAUCUUUCUGUGACGGAACACCACUUACAACCACUUCGCCAAACGACUCAUUAUCAAGACGAAAGGCAAUAGUCAGAAUUCCUCGACAAGUCCUCAAGUCCGCGGCAGGUCUCGCCAUCUUCACCGCAUUCCGGUCUGGGGCGCAGUUUUCCUGGGGCAGCGGUUCUGGCGUUGUUGUAGCGCGGCGGCCCGAUGGGUCGUGGUCGCCGCCAUCUUCCUUUGCCGUCAACACCCUCAGCGUUGGCUUCAUGGUUGCCAUGGAUAUAUACGACUGCGUAUGUGUUCUGCGAACCCCCGAAGCCGUAGCCGCAUUCACCAAACCAAGAGUCUCCUUCGGUGGCGAGGUCGCUGUUACCGCUGGGCCGGUUGGUACGGGCGUGUAUGUUGAUUCGACGGUUAACAGCAACGGGGUUGACGAACCUAUAUGGAGCUAUGUGAAGAGUAGGGGCUUACUAUGGCAGAUGAAGGCGCUAGAACUUAUCCCCGUCAUUUUCGCAAGCAUUAUUGUCUGCAUCCCGAAAAGCGGUGUCCUCAGUCGGAUUGGUGCAACGGUGGCGCUGAGUUGCCUGCAGUAUUCCCUUUACACUUCUCUUUUGGAAUCUUCCCUGCCUCAAGCCCAGAUAACCGGCAUUUCUUUGUUCAGCUGGGGACUGUACGCCAAUGGCACUGAACAGGUUCUGCUCUCGCGCUACGAUGCCGACGAUAUCCUCACGGUAGAGGAGAGACGGUUGGGCCGUCGGUUAAGCACUGUCACCCGUCUUCUUCGUGCCGUGGGCAUGUAUUUUAGCCUGCGCCGUGUUGGCCUACGAGGGGAGAUUUCGAUGAAGAAACGGGUCUCGUCAAAUUCUAUUCUCUUUGUUAUAACAAAGAUUAUUGAGUGCGUGGGCUGUUAUCUCAUCUUGGAUGCCAUAUUGCUUGCGCCGCGUCCAGAAGGGCACCUGAUCACGAGGGAGAAGCAGUCACUGUUCAACUUAUCAAGCUUGACUCGGGAAGAUGUAAUCUUCCGCAUUUCUAGCUCCCUUGGAAAUUGGGUUAUUGGUUAUAUCUCAGUACGAUUAGCCCAUGGCUUUGUAGCUGCGGUAUCAGUUUUGCUUGGUUUGUGUAAGCCGGAGGAUUGGCCGCACCUCAACGGGCCAAUAAGUUCAUGGUCGACUGUUCGGACCUUUUGGGGAACGUUUUGGCAUCAACUUUUCCGCAAGGCUCUGACUGGCUGGGGAGACUUCAUCCCGGAUAGAGUUCUCCGGCUCCGUCGUGGUACGCCGCUGUCGCGAUACUCACGCCUGAUAUUGACAUUCUUCACUUCUGCGCUGAUGCACCGCUGCCUGCAUUACUUCUAUCGUCUUGAGGCCGGAGAGUGGUAUGAGAUUGAGACCUUUUUUCUUCUACAGCCAGUGGCGAUUAUGUUUGAAGAUGCGAUGCAAGCUGCAACCGUGCACAUUCCACUCUCAAGCCCAUUACGUUGGAUAGUUGGGUUUAUCUGGCUAUGCGCAUUCUUCACAUGGGUCACGCCAACAUUCCUUUACCCUACUAUGCGAGUGCCAGAUCCAGGGCAGUUGCUUCCAUUUUCAGUCUUUGGCCAUCUUAUCAAGAAGUAA
Fusarium oxysporum Fo47 is the source of this 1902-nucleotide messenger RNA. RefSeq lists its product as uncharacterized. The record is from RefSeq and is a predicted model, not a curated record. Lineage: Eukaryota; Fungi; Ascomycota; Sordariomycetes; Hypocreales; Nectriaceae. Bases 1 to 1902 code for a protein of 633 amino acids. The transcript has 5 exons. Gene Ontology annotation, molecular function: phosphatidylinositol binding.